CCUGACCAAACUCCAGGUCACGUGACUGAUAUUCCAUCCUCGCCAUUUUGCAAUGUGGGAGAAAGGGAGGCCACUUUUUAUGGCUGACGAAUAAAACAAAGCAGUUUUAUGUGUUGAGGACAAAGAGCGUCGAGCCUUUCCGUGUCAGUCAUGGAGGAGGUCAGCAAUGCUGUACUCAUCACACACUCCUCCUCCACCACCUGUUCCUCCUCCGCUCCGUCAGCACUGGGAUCUCUCUCUCAGCCCGUAGCCCAGCAUGCUGUGGAGGAAGACGCCUCCCAGAGUCUUCAGCAGAAACGAGCGGCAGAUUCUCUAAUCCAGGUCAUCGAGAAGCUCAGCAAAAUCGUGGAGAAGCGGCCCCAGCGUCGCUGCACCAUGGCGGGACAGAAAAGAGGUGGAGGGGGAGGAGGUGAGGAGGGGGCGAGAGGGAGCAGAGGUGGCUCUCCUUUAAAGAAAGUUAAGAGAAACUGUAAGGUGCAGGAUAACGCAGAAGAGAUGCGAAUAGAAGGUGACCGUAACAACAACAUCACAUUAAUGGAGGCAUCAAACAACCCCAACAGUGGCGACCACAAACGGACGGUGACCUGCUAUCAGUGCAGCCUGUGCCCCUACCUCUCCCAGACACUGCCUAUGCUGAAAGAGCACCUUAAGCACCACAACGAGCAGCACAGUGACCUUAUCCUCAUGUGCUCCGAGUGUCGCUUCACCUCUAGAGACCAGGGGCAGCUGGAGGCCCACGUCAGGCUGCACUUCGACAACGGAGGAAACCUGACGAGCAAUUUGUCUGAUACCUACAGCGAGGGCAAGGAGGAGGUUUUAAGAACGCAGGAUGGGGACUGGAACGAUAGUAGCCCAUUGGACGGUUCAAAAGAGCUCCCGCAGAAGAAGAAGUGGUAUAGCUUCGAGGAGUAUGGGCUGUAUCGCUGUCUGAUCUGCAGCUAUGUUUGCAGCCAGCAGAGAAUGCUCAAAACUCACGCCUGGAAGCAUGCCGGCUUGGUGGAUUGUUCUUACCCAAUCUUCGAGGGUGAAGAUACCGCAAGGAAAGAGUCCCAGCCUGCACCUAACAGUGCUGCAACCAGAGAGGAAAUAGUCUUUCUUUCACCAGUUCCUCAAGAUAAAAGCCUCCAAAAGCUGCCCACUGCCUUCAAGCUCCAGCUCUGCGAGCCAAUGAAUGCUGAGAAUAAACAUGACGCGUUGAAUCGUCCAGUUUCCGAUCUCAAAGAAAGUUUGAAAAUGGAAGAGGAGGGAAGCGUGUACCCUAUCAAAGAGGAGCCCAUGGUAGAGGUGCAGGUGACGACGGAGGCAGACGCCAAGGUGGAGAUCGAUAAUCACCACAACAGCGCUUUCGUCACAGACAGCUUACUGUCAUCGGCACAGAAGAUCAUCAACAGCAGUCCCAACAGUGCCGGACACAUCAACGUGAUCGUGGAACGCCUUCCUUCAGCUGAGGAUUCCGUCAUGGUGACUAACCCGCUUCUUCUUAGCCCGCACGUGGACAGGGAGAAGAACUCAUUGGAUGCGAAUGAGGAGCGGGGCCAUGUGGGAGCUGCAAAGGGUGAAGUAGUGUCUAGCUGCAUUCUGGGUAGCACUCCUGACAGCAUACCUUUAGUAGCAGAUAUUAAACCGUCUGUUGCUGUGGGUAGUGACUCUCCACGGGAUGAAAACAUUCCCCCAGCUGUUCGAAAGAGGACACAUUCUGAGUCCCUGCGUCUGCACUCUCUGGCGGCUGAGGUCCUGGUAGCUAUGCCUAUGAGGACCACUGAGCCCCCCCCCUCCAGCACAAAGGUAAGUCUUAGGACCAGCACAGCCCAGACACAGAGCCCCAACCAGAAGUGGGUAGAGAUGACAACAGCCGGUCAGAGGACUUCUGACGCGGAGACGACUGCAGCUCUGUUGGACUUAGAGCUUCACGGCGAGGCCAGAGAAGAAGAAUUGGGGUCCUUGUGCCUGGGGGAGGGAGACGAGGAGGGCCCUGCCACUAAAGCGGGAAUCAGCCUGUCAUUGCUAACCGUCAUCGAGAGACUCCGAGAACGCUCGGACGAGAACGCCUCCGACGAGGAUAUCUUAAAGGAGCUUCAGGACAACGCUCAGUUCCAUAACGGAGCUGUGGAGAGUGUGGUGACAGGAAACGGAGCGGGGAGCUACAUGUGUAGCAUUCCCGGAAUGGACGGGUUGGUGGCAAGUUCUGACGGGGGACUGGUGGACUACAUCCCCGGAAAUGAAAGGCCGUACAGGUGCCGCCUGUGUCGCUACAGCAGCGGCAAUAAGGGGUACAUCAAACAGCACCUCCGGGUGCACAGGCAGAGACAGCCCUAUCAGUGUCCCAUCUGCGAGCACAUCGCCUCAGACAGCAAGGACCUGGAGAGCCACAUGAUCCACCACUGCAAGACCAGGAUGUACCAGUGCAAGCAGUGCCCAGAUGCCUUCCACUACAAGAGUCAGUUAAGGAGCCAUGAGAGGGAGCAGCACAGCUUCAGCGAGGACAUGUCCGGCCUCACCCCCGUCACUGAAACUGUCUCCAUGGUGGAGGACGCUGAGCGGGUCACAGAUGAUGAAUGUGGUGUGCAGAAGAUGUAUAAGUGUGAUGUGUGCGACUACACCAGCUCCACUUAUGUCGGCGUGAGGAACCACCGUCGGAUUCAUAACUCUGACAAGCCUUAUCGGUGCUGUAGCUGUGAGUUUGCCACCACCAACAUGAACAGUCUGAAGAGCCACAUGAGGAGACACCCCCAGGAGCACCAGGCCGUGCAGCUGCUGGAGCAGUACAGGUGCUCCCUGUGUGGCUAUGUGUGCAGUCACCCCCCCUCCCUCAAAUCCCACAUGUGGAAGCACGCCGGAGACCAGAACUACAACUACGAGCAGGUCAACAAAGCCAUCAACGAGGCCAUCUCCCAGAGCAGCCGAGCUCCUCAGAAGCUGCCGGCGGUGAUGGAGUCAGCAGCAGAGCGACCUGCGGGGGCCCCCCCCACAAAGGGCCCCGUGGAGGCAGCAGCCGGCCUGGCAUUGGACAGCUCAGCUACCCUGCCUACACCUACCACGGAGCCCUCACAGUGGCCCGGUGAAGCCCUGAGCCCCCAGAGGAAAGACUCCGCUCUGCUGCAGCAGCGCUCCAGUCAGGCCCCCGCCUCGGGCCCCGGCUCUGGGAUGGAGUACUGCGUCCUCCUGUUCUGCUGCUGUAUCUGCGGCUUCGAGUCCACCAGCAAGGAGCGUCUGAUGGAGCACAUGAAGGAGCACGAGGGCGACAUCAUCAGCAUCAUCCUCAACAAGGAGCAGCAAGCACAGGCAGCGGAGUGACAGCUGCCCCCCCCCCCCCCUCUCUACAAUAACACUGACCCUGAACUGCUGCCCUCUAAAGUAUUUCAUGUUUCCUUACCUCGAGGUGGUUAUAAGGUGUUAAACAUUUCACGUCUACUGUUCCACAGAACUGUACGGAAGACCAUUAGGGCCACAUGAGAAACACACUUUGGGAUGUGAGCAAAAGUAAAACAACAUUUUGAGUUCUGGCUUUAAACUCAAGACACUGAGAAAGCAGUCAGAAUCCUGAGAAAAAAGGUCAGUAUUCUGAGAUUAAAGACUUUUUUUAAUUCCAAAUUGUGACUUUUUACUCAGAAUCCUGAGAUUAAAGUGAAAGAAAGUCUGAAUUCUGAGAAUAAAGACGGAACUCAAAAUGUUCUUUUCUUUUGGUCACAUCCCUACAUUUCUUUCUCGUUUGGCCCUAAUUAUCUUCCGUAGAACUGUCAUUUCUCAGAAUGACAUUAUUUUCUGAGUGUAACAUCCUUUUUAAAAGGGAUUUCAUACAAAUGAUAGCAAUUUUUUUCUAGGCCGUUUUUUACAUUAAGAUGUCUGUAGGGAAGUGAUUUAAAUGUCAAGGGAAACCCGAGCUCUAACCAAGUUUAUUUCUCAACAUACAGGGACAAAAUCAUACCUCACAAAACCAUACAACCCCUCACCAGAAAUGGGAAAACCCAUUUCCAGUCUAUUUCAUAUAUUGACCACGAGGCAGCUCUCUUAUUGCUUUUGUAAUAUGUAAUGUAUUUGAAGUGAUGCGGUUGAGGAGCUCCAAACUGACCAUGUCUAACAGGCAUCUAUCGCAGCUUGCAUAGGAUUCAAUAUUUAUCACUUUAUUUGUAUGCAUGUUUCUGUUGUGCCAAUUCUAAAGAGGCAAAUGUUUUUUUUUGUAUGUGUGACUGUAAUUUGACUUGUCUGAUCAUAUAUAUUAUUUUAUUAUAUUUCUAUAGAGGAAAACGGUAAAGUUGUCAGAAAAGUGGGAAGUAUGGCAAACCCUUUUUAAUAUUUGAUCAGCAAUUCAUUUGAGAUAUCUGUAGAAAUGUUUUGACAUGUCACACAUAUAUUUUCACAUGUAGAUAUUACAUUUAAACACGUCAAAACUGAUUUACAGAUAUCUUUAAUUUAAUAAUAUUUUCAAUAUUCCCCUUAAUGCUAGUAAGAAUAACACUGGCUGAUGUAACAAACAUUUUAUUUUCACAUUUAAACCCUCAGAAAUUGUAUUUUACAUUACAUUUUGAAUAUGUAACACACAAAUUACCUAAUCAUUUCUAUCUGUAUAACACAUUUUUUUGCUACUACAGUUUUAUUUUUCAAUUCCAGAAAUCACAUUCUUACUAGUUAAAAUGACAAACCAAAAUGUCAAUUAUGACAUUUUGAACAUUCAAUGAUUCAUUAUAGAAUGUACGAUAUUUUGAAUAAUAUAUAAAUCAUCUAACAAUUAUAGAUAUCUACAAAAUACAUGUCCAAAAGUGACCAUUUUGUUGUUGAUAUGAAUAAUUAACAUAUUUACUAGUAGAAAUGACUUAUAGAUAUCAUUUAUUAGAAUUACAACUAGACACAAUGACAUUAUUGAUUUGUCGACUUGGAAACAUAACCUGUCAAAAUGUAGUCUACUAUUCAGUUUGAAUAGAAGUCAACGGUAAACUAGUUGGUUACAAAUUACUCUAAUAAGAAAUGAGUUGUGGACAUAAAUAAUUCACAUUUUGACUGAUGAGAAAGUAAUUGUAGCUAAUAAUAAAUAUAAAAAGGGUUUGCCAUGGUGGACGUUGAUAAAGAACUGGUCUUUGAUGGUUGUAGUCUAUAGACAGGUAUUGGGUUAGGGUAUGUUGACAAGAGGAAUAAUCAAAAGGGAAGUUAGCGUAUGUUGCGCUGUUAUUUAAAUCGAAUGGUGCCUAGAUAUUUCAAAGCAGGAAUAUUUUGUUAUUUAAUCUCAUCCACCUGUUCUUCACGUGUGAUUGUGGUGCUAGGAUCACAGAGGUCUCAUUGAAAGUAUAGUCUGUUUUUUUUUUAUAGCCCAUGCAAUUUAUUUUGUAUAUAUUACCAUUUUUAUAAUAACCUCUGCUCUUUUUGUCAGUGUUUUUAAAAUACAAACUUUCUAGUGUCAAACGCAACAUGGAAUGACUGCUGUCCUGCUAACAGACAUGGAUGUAGAAAAUAAAGUUUGGAGGCGACA
Trematomus bernacchii (emerald rockcod) is the source of this 5461-nucleotide messenger RNA. RefSeq names its product zinc finger protein 507 (gene znf507). The record is from RefSeq and is a predicted model, not a curated record. NCBI's taxonomy places the organism in Eukaryota, Metazoa, Chordata, Actinopteri, Perciformes, Nototheniidae. Bases 151 to 3294 code for a protein of 1047 amino acids. The transcript has 7 exons. Gene Ontology annotation, cellular component: nucleus. Gene Ontology annotation, biological process: regulation of gene expression.